AUGCCUCCUCGUGGUCGCCCUCGUGCGGCCGCGGCCGAAUUCGAUUCCGAAGUACUUCCCGAAAGACCAUCUCCAUCGUCCCUCGAGGAGCGCGAACCACCUCCGCCCUUCUUCAACACCACCUUUUCCACCCAUCGCGCAUCGCCGCUGUACGUCGGCGCCAAUACCCUGAGCUUUCCUCGAUUACAGGCACUGUCGCAGCGCUUACGCGACACGCUCGUGGGAGACGUUGUCAGAGGUGUACAGGUUGGGCUGGAAGGCAGCGACAGCUCUCUAGGACGCGCCGGCCCGCUGGAAAAAGUUGGAAUACGAUGGGUUGGCGUUGAAGCUCUACUAGGCGGCGCGGACGAUACGGACCCCGACCUGAGCAGGGAUCUUAGCAGCGAUGGUGUCGAGACCGAUGAAACCGUCCGCAAGAAGAGAUGCCUUGUAUUCGAGAUGAGAUACGAGAACGCGCUGUGCACAGCUGUGCUGCUACCAUCACUUUCUGAAAAGAUCACGGAAGAGCCUACUGCCGAACUGCAAUCGGCCAAUAGCCUCGGUGUGCCUGGGUUGCUUACCAGCAGCGGCACAAAAGAUGACAGGCACUUUUUGCAUCUACCUCUGCUUCUCCUUCGCAUGCCUGCACCUUUGAAAUCAGUUAUCGUUGACUUUCUGUCAAGCACAUUCGACUGCCGGAUUAGUUCGUUACGCUUGGGUACGAAAGGCCUGACUACCGCAUGGGAACGGUGGAUCGAAGAUGCCGGUCUCCCCUCACAGGGCCCUCUGGCAAAAGACAUGGUCUUGACCCUGGGAUUCUACAUACCACCCGCAGUGACCUCAGAUGGCACUGACGAACAACCCCCAGACGGGCUCGGAAUCAAGUCAAUCGACAUCAUCAUACCGGCUGAGGAGCUCAAGCGGUUUACAAAGGAAGGGAUGACGCUCACGAACCCGACGAUUAUCAACAGGGCAGGGCUCACUCAAGGCUACCAAGAGGAUCCUAGAAAGAGAAAAAAGCUCGCGGGCGGCAAAGCGGACGAAGGAUGGGGAUGGGUUGACCGCCAAAGGGAGCAUGACGAAGCGUUCUUGCAUGCUUUGGGUGCCUACUUGGAAAAGCAUCUCGCCCUGAAUCUCUUCCAUCCUGGCGUGAGAGUCACCAAGGUUGCUUGUGGCGGGUUCGUGCUCUCAGAGGGGCGCGUCAAGGUGUUUGUACCACCUGGCGAUGAUGAAGAGGUUUUUGAACCGGUCAAAAAUUUGAUCAGCGAUCUCAUUGCCAGCGCCAACUCCUGA
Colletotrichum abscissum is the source of this 1272-nucleotide messenger RNA. RefSeq lists its product as uncharacterized. The transcript has a single exon. The coding region runs from base 1 to 1272 and encodes 423 amino acids. NCBI's taxonomy places the organism in Eukaryota, Fungi, Ascomycota, Sordariomycetes, Glomerellales, Glomerellaceae. The record is from RefSeq and is a predicted model, not a curated record.